GUUGGGUUCAGCACCUUUAUAUUUCUCUAUUUUUUCCUGUUUCUUCGUCUGAUCUAAUCUCUCCUUGGCUUCUUCUGCUUCUCUCUUCUCUCGAUUUUUGUUAAAUGGAGAAGGUCAGAGAAGCAGCUCAUGCCGGAUCUUGGUAUAUCAAAGAUCCCAUCAAACUGGGACAAGAUCUUGACGAAUGGCUUAGGGCAACUGGCCUUGCUAAGUGUCCAGAUGUAAGAGGCGUGAUUGCCCCGCAUGCUGGUUACUCGUACUCAGGUCGUUGUGCAGCAUAUGCAUUUGCUAACAUAGAUCCAGCUCAAAUUUCUCGGGUGUUCCUUCUCGGUCCAUCACACCAUUAUUACACUCCAAAGUGUGCCCUUUCAAAAGCCACCACUUACAAGACACCUCUUGGGGACCUGCCAAUUGACUUGGAAGUCAAUGAAGAGCUGUGGGGAACGGGAAAGUUUGAACUUAUGGAUCUUGAGGUAGAUGAGGCAGAACAUAGCAUGGAGAUGCACUUGCCUUAUCUUGCCAAAGUAUUUCAUGGUACGCCAGUAAAAAUCGUACCCAUUUUGGUUGGGGCUCUUAAUUCAGAAAAUGAAGCUAUGUAUGGACGGUUGCUAGCCAAAUACGUGGAUGAUCCACAGAAUUUCUUUUCUGUGUCAUCAGACUUCUGCCAUUGGGGUACACGGUUCAAUUACUUACACUAUGAGAAGAAAUAUGGGGAAAUCUACAAGUCGAUUGAAGCCCUGGAUCGGAUGGGCAUGGAAAUCAUAGAGACGGGAGAUGCAGAUGCCUUCAAAAAGUAUCUAUCGAAAUUCGAAAACACCAUCUGUGGGCGACAUCCCAUAAGCGUUUUCCUCCAUAUGCAGAGGAACUGUUCGACGAAAAUAAAGAUCAAUUUCGUACGAUAUGAACAGUCAAGCAAAUGCAAAAGCACUAGGGAUAGCAGUGUUAGUUACGCAUCUGCAGCAGCAAAGGUGGACCCUUGAAGCCGAAGAUCCCAUCCAGAUGUACAAAAAAUGUGGGUCCAGUAUUCUAACUUUUAUUUGCUAAAUUAACUGCUUGCCUUUGUUUCAAAGAAACCCCAUUUGAAAAUGGGCCACUGCAUGAUGGACGUAAGUUAUGACGCACCUGGACAGGAUACUUCCAUUCAUGCAGAUGUAUGUUCCUUUCAUCAUCGUUGUUCAUACUGAUUUCCCACUCAAUUCAAACCUACAAUCAGACACUUGUGAACA
Messenger RNA from Magnolia sinica, 1226 nucleotides. RefSeq lists its product as uncharacterized. The transcript is spliced from 8 exons. The record is from RefSeq and is a predicted model, not a curated record. Bases 105 to 980 code for a protein of 291 amino acids. NCBI's taxonomy places the organism in Eukaryota, Viridiplantae, Streptophyta, Magnoliopsida, Magnoliales, Magnoliaceae.